Messenger RNA from Porites evermanni, 720 nucleotides. Lineage: Eukaryota; Metazoa; Cnidaria; Anthozoa; Scleractinia; Poritidae. The record is from the annotation of a GenBank genome assembly.
CACAGUGUGAUAGUUUUAUCUGAUGAGAUUUAUGGCUGCUUGAAUUUCUCGGGAAACCACUGCUCGCUGGCCAAGUUUUACCCAGAAGGCACAAUACUGAGCUCAGGGCUUUCAAAAUGGGCAAGCGCUGGAGGGUGGCGUCUAGGUUAUCACAUCUACCCACCAGUGUUAAGAUCUUUAUUAGAUGCUGUUAAAAGUGCUGCAAGCCAUACCUAUUCAUGUGCAUCUGCACCCAUACAAUAUGCUGCUGUUUCUUAUUUGAGAGUCAAUGAUGAGACAAAAGCUUAUAUUUCCCAUCUACGCCGCAUUUUGGCAGCUGUAGGAAGCUACUGUCAUCAUCACCUUACAGAAGUUGGUGUCAAGGCUGUAAAACCAAGUGGCGGGUUCUACAUGUUCCCUGAUUUUGAGGUAGUCAGAUGUGCCUUGGCCAAGCGUGGAAUAACCACUGCUCAGCAGAUGUGUGACACAGUUUUUGAGGAGGUGGCUGUUGCACUAAUGCCUGGAGGUCCGUCCUUUCUUAGACCAGUAGAAGAGCUGACUGUGCGGUUAUGUUUUGUCAACUUUGACGGAAGUGUUGCAUUAAAGGCCAGUGAGGCCUGUGGUCUUAAAAAGCCACUUCCAGAUGAUUUUGUGGAGAAAUAUUGUGAGCUCACAGCAAGUGGAAUACAAGCACUGAAAAACUGGGUGCUUUGCCAGAAGUCCAGUGUGUCUCACAGUUAG